AUGUCAUGCUUGAAAAAUGAAGCCAGAUUGAAGGAGCUUCAGUUGAGUUAUGUCAUCGUAGUUAAGGUCCUUAGUCUAGGCCCACAGCAUUACCAGCGCAGGCAGUGUUCUGGGAAGAGACUUGCUGUUAAAAAGCUCACAACUGCAAUCAAAAAAUGGAGAGGAUCUUUUCCACCAAACAACGCCAAGGGGAACAAUAUUCUUCACGUUGCGGCUCAAUACAAGCAGGUAAAUUUCAUCCGAGAUAUUCUGCAACAUCAAUCAAGAUCGUCCCUUCUUUGGCAAGGUAACGACAGAGGAGACACUCCCUUACAUGUUGCUGCUAAAGUGGGAAACGACCAUGCGGUUCGAGUCUUCACGGAUUUGGCAAAAUCACUAGAUCAACUUGAUGCAUGCAAAAAGCUACUUGAGAGACAGAAUAAUAAGGAGGAUUCCUCGCUGCACUAUGCAAUUAGAGGAGGUCACGAGUCGGUGGUUGAGUUGCUGAUUAAAGAAGAUCCUCACCUAUGUGAUAUUACUAAUGCUGUUGGUGAGUACCCGCUUUAUCUUGCAACACAUCGAAGCCUUCCAAAUAUCAUUGAGCCGAUUUUACAGGCUUCCUCGUCGCCAUGCUCUCAUAAGGGCCCUAAGGGACUGACAGCUCUACAUGCCGCAGUGCACUCCUCACUAACAAUUUCGGAUAAAAUCUUGGAGAAGAGACCAGACUUGAUCAAUGAAGGAGAUGAUAUUCGGUGGACUCCUCUUCAUUAUGUCGCUUACUCUGGAAAAGACGAAGCAGUUCGACUGCUCCUGAAACACGAUACUUCUGCGGCAUAUGGCUUAGACAAAGAGGGAGAUUCAGCUCUUCACAUUGCAGCGUUUCAAGGCCACAUCAAAGUCAUUGACGAGCUCGUUACAGUUUGUCCUGAUGCUUGGGACAUCAUAAACAACAAAGGGCAAACGGCUCUUCAUGCAACUGUCAUUGGAGGACAAGUAAAGGUAGUCAAGUACAUAAUAGGGACGUCAAACCUGGAGGAUCUUAUCAACGAACAAGAUACUGAUGGAAACACGGCUCUACAUUUGGCUGUGCUUCAUAAAAAAUACAUCAUUUACAUAUUGGCACAAGAUAAGGGGGUGGACUGUUCAGCCACAAAUAAGGAACAUUUGACCGCCCAUGACAUUUUUUAUGCUCACAAAGAGGUCGGCUACGCUGCCGCAAAAGCUCAUCACUUGUUGGGAGAAUUUGGUGCGUUCUAUUUUCAACGCGCGGUUGUUGAAAAUGUUAAGAAGUGGCUAGACAAGCCAAAUGAUAUCUCUAUAACCACAGAAAGGAAUAUUGCCUACCAAGAAAAUUACGAUGUAUUUGCCAAGUUUCAAAUACUAGUGUCGGUACUCAUAGCCACAGUUGCCUUCGGCGCGUCCUUGACGAUGCCCGGAGGUUAUAACAACGACAAUGGAAUGGCGAUUCUUGCUGGCAGGGCAGCUUUCCAAGCCUUUGUGAUAUUGAACUCUAUAGCGUUCGGUUUGUCAGUGCUGGCAUUAACCUUACAAUACGCUGCUACUGCCAUGAAAGGUCACCUGAGGGUAGGAUAUGCCAGCACCGCCACAAAUUGCGCUUACACGGCUGAGAUUGCGAUGAUACUAGCCUUUGCUUGUUGUACGUAUGUUGUAUUUCCCAGAACCAUCGGGCUCGGAAUCGUUUCUAUUGUUGGCAGUCAAAGUAAACCAACUGUGGCCGUGCUCAAGAUUGACAGGAGCGCUGCAAAGGCCAACAAGUUGAGACUUCUCCUGUACGUGAAGGAUGUCCAAGUCGACUCCAUCACAGUUAACCAAAAAAUAAUCCAAGAGGGUUAG
Molecule: messenger RNA, 1833 nt
Organism: Eucalyptus grandis
Lineage: Eukaryota; Viridiplantae; Streptophyta; Magnoliopsida; Myrtales; Myrtaceae
Product: ankyrin repeat-containing protein NPR4-like
Exons: 5
Coding region: 1-1833 (610 amino acids)
Cellular component (GO): plasma membrane
Molecular function (GO): protein phosphatase regulator activity; protein phosphatase 1 binding
Source: RefSeq, a predicted model, not a curated record